AUGUCGAACGCAGGAGAUUCAAUGCUCCUUCGCUUUCCAUUCUCCAUGCUCGUUCCUCGAGCGAAUAUUUCCUAUUAUACCGUUCCACUUGCCUGGCUCCUGAGCUUCUCGCCACAUAUCUACGCCGUGGUCCGCUACAGCACACACGGCCAGUCUGCUGGUUCUGCUGAAGAAGCUCCGAAAUUCAACCAGACCUCGCCGCGGACGUUCCCCGCCACCCUCGAAGCGAACCCGCAUCUGUCUCGGGAGACCAAGGACCAUAUCUUCCGCGCGGAAGCCGCGUCGCUCAAUGGCUUCGAGAACCUGGGCUGGUUUGCCGCAAGUGUGGUGGCUGCGAAUAGCGCGGGCGUGGACGUCGCUUGGGUGAAUGCGCUGAGUUUGUGGUAUCUCUUAAAUCGCGCCGUGUUCAAUCUCGUGUAUAUCCGCGGCGUCGAUGGGAAGGUUAGGGGGAUGUGGUUCUACGGAAGCAUUGCGUGA
Messenger RNA from Fonsecaea multimorphosa CBS 102226, 477 nucleotides. RefSeq lists its product as uncharacterized. Lineage: Eukaryota; Fungi; Ascomycota; Eurotiomycetes; Chaetothyriales; Herpotrichiellaceae. Gene Ontology annotation, cellular component: membrane. The record is from RefSeq and is a predicted model, not a curated record. Bases 1 to 477 code for a protein of 158 amino acids. The transcript has a single exon.